GUUUUGAUUAUUAAGGCUCAGUACUCGGUAUAUAUAGCAGAGCCGGUUAUGUUCUGCAGACAAUAAAUGUUAUUGAUAUAGACGUUUACAUUAAAAGACUUGGCCGGACAUUUUCCCACAAUUCAACAGCUCAAAGAUGAAUCACAUCAAACUGAAUAACACGUGAGAUACUGCCAAGAGCUCUAAGAGAAUAUACAUUCAUCCUCCUGACCCCUCCUCAUACGCCUGCAAGUCUGAUUUUCAGCGUCCAUGAGGUAGUGAGUGAAGACCAGCUGCAAUGAUGUCUCUCAUACGCUGCACACACAGAAGCAAAGAUUCUGCUCCUAUAUCUUUAUAACGCAACCUAAAAAGUAGAAACAGCAUGAGGACAUUAUAGAGCAAUAAUAAGCAGUACAAGCUAUGAAUCUGCCGCUGAGGGAAGCCAUCACCAUGAGGUCCGGAGGUGAAGGUCCAUGUGAGGAGAACAGGUCGCACUUGGCAGCUGUCCCGGAGGAGAGCGUCAUUGUCAUCAGCGAUGAUGAAGGCGAAGUGUCCCUGGGGCUGGGGAACUCGGUGCUUUUGGUUGAAGACACAGGCGAGGAUUCCUUUGUCCUAGAGAAGAAAACUGUGGAGGUUGUGGAUGAAGAACUUGCCAUAACCUUCAGCAGGAAGGCUCACGUGAUGCCCCAUGCCAGAUACGACUGUUCAACACAUCCCUUCAGCCGUAUGGAGCAGGAGACUCAGCUCCCCAUAGAGAAGAAUGCCAGCUUCUGUGACAAGUGUUACUGCUACCUGUGUGACAAACCUGCCUCAGAGUGUUCUAAAUGGACAACAUAUGAUUACUGCCACUGUAAUGCCCACAACAAAAGCAAAUACUGGAAGGAGCAGAGAGACACAGCCCUGGCUGGAGUGCUGACCAUAUUUAAGCUGGACCUUACAGAGAUCGACACUGAGCUUAGGGAGGCUGGAGACAAGUUGCAGCACUUUAUAUCGCAGUUAUCUCCGGUGUAUAACCAGUACUUGGAGGGCGCCUUGAGUAAGCAUGACAGUGCGCAGCGUUGUACCUGUUCCUGUCAUAAAGAGAAGGCGGCAAACAACAAAUGUAAAGACAAUUGCUCCUCGAAACAUGUACAAGUCAGAUUUCACAAUUACAGUAAAGUUCAUCAGUUGGUGUCAAGUUUUUUAAACCAAGUAGAUGAGGGGAGUCCUAAGGCUGCAGCCGUGAUGUUGCUUGGUGCAGCCAAAGAGUUGGUGUACCAUAAGGCAUUACCCAACCCAGUUACCUUGAAAGAUUCAACUGCGCUUGUUAAAGAGUCGUCCACCAUGUUAAUGGCCAGAAUUGUUCGCACCCUACAGAGGCUUCUGGUCUUGAACGAUUAUCCAAAGAUCCUCUAUGACAAAUUUAUCUUCUUCUUUCAGUCUCUCCCCCUCCCCCCACACUUCUACGCUUUCACAGCCAGCCUGAAUGUCAUCCGAUGGGACAGCUGUCUAUUGAUGUCUGUGCUGGCCGGUCAGAACAUAACAGGGACCCGUACAAACAAGGGCAAGAAGGAAUGCCUGUUUGAAGUGCUGACAGUGGUCCAGUCCAGGGUGAAGCGGCUUGAGACUGAGCAAAAUUACAGACAAUUGGUGCGCUAUCUGAAUGUCGUGCGGUGUUCCGAGUAUACCGGGCUUAAUUCCCUGAAACAGAAAUUGUGCUUUUAUAUGUGCAAAUAUGGAGACUUCCCAUCAGCUGCCAGUUCCCUCCUACAAACAAAGGGGAUGUCGGGCAGCAUCUCGAAGUUCUUUAACCCCGCCCUCUUCGAACUUCACCUUGUCAUGCUGCGGACGAGGAGUUGCCCCCCAGAAAAUGAGCUUAUAUGGUCCGACACAUGGGUACCUCAAGGAGGUUUGCCGCUGAAGAAAGGAGUUUUGCUGCGCACUGCACUUAGGAUGCUAUUCUGUAAUAACCACCUGUAUUACGAUUCAAAGUCCUGGAGCGCUCUAGUCAGAAUCUGGUGCACAAGUGAAUUGCUGUCAAAAGAAGGAACACUCCUGCCUCUGUCCCUGUAUGACCCCGACCAAUUCGUACUGCAGGUGGUGAUGAGCGCAUCGUGUCCCAUCCUGAACGAGCUACAGAGGCAGAGCAACGUUCAACUACCAGAGCCUUUUCAUAAGUCACACAAUAACGUGGCAGAGCUGAUCCUCAUCGUCCAAGCAAUUGUCCGUUUCAUGAUGUCUGCAACUCCUCCUCUUAAAGGCAUGCUGGAGCUCAUUGCUGCAUUUGGGCUCAACCACUGGGCCCUGUCACUUUUAAUCGACGGGAUCAGUUCUAUGCGGGAGCUUCUAUUCCAGUUUGUAUCCAGCGCUAACAAAGAGCUGUACGAGGAAGAGAAACGUAUCUUAGAUUUAUUUAAUAACAGAGGACCCCUUUACGUAUCGCAGCUUGUGCCUGUUUUUCUUUUGCAUCCUGAUGAAGGCGUGCGCUCUGUCGGUUUUCAUUUACUCGAUGUUGUCUUAAAAAACUUAAAAAGUAUUUCAUGGUCGGGAACUGUUGGCGGCAGCCUGAAGGUAAAAGUUCUCCCCUUCAUCAACACUUGUAUGAUCAACACGGUGGAACGUAAAAAACUGAUAACAGUGAUCGGAAGAUUAAUAUCCAGAACUUGACUUCCCGCCGGAGCCUCUUUGGGGAUAGGACCUGAACUAUGAAUAGUAAACACCAAAGAUGUCCUCUCAUUAAAUACUAUUUUACUUGUUUCUAUCCUCUGUCAUUGCUGACGCCAUCUAGUGGACACACAGAGGUUCCUCGGGGAUGCUGGAUAUCUGUAAUUGUUGGAAAUAUGUUCUGAUCUGGACAGUGGCGGGGAUUAGGAUCCAUAAUUAAUCGGAGCGCCUAUCUCAUAAGUCUCAGUAACAUUCAUUUAUUUAAGUGUGUUGCUGGCACAUAUUCACAGCGAGCAGGUGGUGUCAGUAUUAGGCGCUUGUCCCUUUAGUGUUCCAGUCAAAUAAUGUAGGGGCAGGAAGAACAUGUAUUUAUCUGGCAAUA
Hyla sarda is the source of this 3004-nucleotide messenger RNA. RefSeq lists its product as uncharacterized. The coding region runs from base 400 to 2625 and encodes 741 amino acids. The record is from RefSeq and is a predicted model, not a curated record. The transcript is spliced from 21 exons. NCBI's taxonomy places the organism in Eukaryota, Metazoa, Chordata, Amphibia, Anura, Hylidae.